Molecule: messenger RNA, 5163 nt
Organism: Python bivittatus (Burmese python)
Lineage: Eukaryota; Metazoa; Chordata; Lepidosauria; Squamata; Pythonidae
Gene: SMAD9
Product: SMAD family member 9
Biological process (GO): BMP signaling pathway; regulation of transcription by RNA polymerase II; cell differentiation
Cellular component (GO): heteromeric SMAD protein complex
Molecular function (GO): RNA polymerase II cis-regulatory region sequence-specific DNA binding; I-SMAD binding; DNA-binding transcription factor activity, RNA polymerase II-specific
Source: RefSeq, a predicted model, not a curated record
GAGUUCCAGGUCGGCGCACUAAUACGAGCUGCAAGGCUCCCGCCUGACUGACGCCUCGCUCGCUCGCUCGUUCGCUCGCUCCCUGGCUGGCUGGCUGGCUGGCUGGCUGUUGCUGCUGCUGCUCUCGCUUUGGCCUCUGCCGCCGCCGAGUUCCUGCAGCCGCGUCCCUUCGCACGUUAGAGGGAGGGGGAAGUGUGAGCCACUCGCUUCAAAGAAGUUGGCGCAGCCCCGGGAAGGAGACGGCCGGGCAUCCGGCGGCAGAGGCGUUCAACCUACGGGCAGAAUUGUUCUCUGUUGGAAGACACAAACAUUAAAUAUAUCCAGCAAAAUCCCCAAGUAUGUGUGGAAAAGUCUGAUUUUUGAAGGAGCAUCUCUUCUAGUACUGUGACUCUUCAUUUAAGAAAAAGAAAUUGAAUAACUGAAGUUAUACUGGUAACCUCAGAUUCUUAUGCACUCCAGCACCCCUAUAAGUUCUCUGUUCUCCUUCACCAGCCCAGCUGUAAAGAGGCUGUUGGGCUGGAAGCAAGGAGAUGAAGAGGAAAAAUGGGCAGAAAAGGCUGUUGACUCCUUGGUAAAGAAGCUGAAGAAAAAAAAGGGUGCCAUGGAAGAACUGGAAAGGGCACUCAGCUGUCCUGGGCAGCCCAGUAAGUGUGUGACGAUCCCACGCUCUUUGGAUGGAAGGCUGCAAGUAUCUCAUCGCAAAGGUUUGCCACAUGUCAUUUACUGCAGAGUGUGGCGGUGGCCUGAUCUACAGUCUCAUCAUGAGUUAAAACCCCUGGAAUGCUGUGAAUUUCCAUUUGGCUCAAAGCAGAAAGAAGUCUGCAUUAAUCCUUACCAUUAUCGAAGGGUGGAAACCCCAGUGUUACCUCCAGUAUUGGUUCCAAGACAUAGUGAAUUCAACCCACAUCUUAGCCUCCUUGCCAAAUUCCGGAACACAUCUCUUCAUAGUGAGCCACUGAUGCCUCACAAUGCAACUUACCCUGAUUCUUUCCAGCAGCCUCCUUGCACCCCUUUCCCAGUAUCCCCCAAUAUGUAUUCUCAGUCACCGAGCUACCCAGACUCCCCAGGAAGUUCUUCUGCACCAGGAAGUCCUUAUGAGCUCACAGCUGAUACACCUCCUCCACCUUAUAAUGCCAGAGAAACGCCACGAAACCACAAUGGAUGCCCUGUUCAUGCGUUUACAGACAGUCCAUUAGUGCUGUCAUUGCCCAAUGGAGGUAAAUCUACUGAUGGAGAACCUGAAAACUUCCGACCUGUUUGCUAUGAGGAACCACAGCACUGGUGUUCAGUUGCAUACUAUGAACUCAAUAACCGGGUAGGAGAGACUUUUCAGGCCUCUUCUCGAAGUAUACUAAUAGAUGGCUUUACAGAUCCUUCAAACAAUAAGAACAGGUUCUGCCUUGGAUUGCUGUCCAAUGUUAACAGGAACUCUACUAUAGAAAACACCAGAAGGCACAUAGGAAAAGGUGUUCAUCUGUAUUAUGUUGGGGGAGAGGUAUAUGCAGAGUGUGUCAGCGACAGCAGCAUUUUUGUACAGAGCCGCAACUGUAACUAUCAGCAUGGUUUCCACCCAGCCACUGUCUGCAAAAUCCCCAGUGGAUGCAGCCUGAAGAUUUUCAACAACCAACUCUUUGCUCAAUUGCUUGCCCAGUCGGUUAACCAUGGCUUCGAGGUGGUGUAUGAGCUAACCAAGAUGUGCACCAUCCGGAUGAGCUUUGUUAAAGGCUGGGGAGCGGAAUAUCAUCGCCAGGAUGUUACAAGUACUCCAUGUUGGAUUGAGAUCCAUCUUCAUGGACCUUUGCAAUGGCUAGAUAAGGUGCUGACACAAAUGGGUUCCCCACAUAAUCCAAUUUCCUCUGUUUCAUAAGAAUUAUCACCAUACACUGGGGGACAAAUACUGCUGCAGGUCUUGGCUGGUAGGAUUCUCCCCUAAAUUUCUGUAUAUAGCUGUAAAUAUGACUGUAUAUAUAAUCAUACUAUUAGUGUUUUUCAUGCUGUAUUACAUGUUUUAUUAGAUAAUAAGAUGGCAGUAAGUUCCAUUGUGUUCCGUCUGUUGAUGAGCUUUGGAAGAGAAAAUUCAGACUGAACUAUACAAAUAUGCCCAGCUGCCUAUUUUUUGGUAUGGAAUGAGAGCAGUAUUGCUCGCACUUUGUAAAAAAUAUGAUUAUAUAUCAAUGUUAAAUUCUGCAAACAAUAAUGCUGUUUUCAAAUGGAGCAAGUAGUAGUUCUGCCUAAAAUACACAGGGGCAGUUUCUUGAUAUCAUGCUUUUGGAAACUCAGAAUCAGAGUAUCAUGACUGUGGUUCUCCAUUUUGUUCCUGGCAUGUGGAUCUCAACAUAAAACUAUAUUGUUUGUGAUUACAAAGGUUACAUUUUGCACAGUUGAGUAACAAUUAUAAGCCUGCAAAGGCAACCUUCUCCAAAUACCAGGUAUCUUUAUCUGGUUUGGAAGAGAAAACUCAGACUGAACUAUAUAACUCCUGCUCUGUGGUGUAAAAAAAUCACCUAUCCAAUUCCCAGAAUUACUAAAAUGUGUGUUUUCCUGACUCUUUAUGUUGUUCUGUGAUGAUGAGGCAGGGUGGGGAAGAGGGCAUAUGAAGCUGCUAUGGUUAAUAUAUUUUUAAUUCCAUUCUUUGUACAGUGAUAUCUAGAAUGACUUACUUCUGCCCAGUUAGCAGGGCACUGUGGUCCUUCACACAUACUUCAGCUGCAGUGGAAGGGAAGACUUAUGCAAUAUCUUAACCCCAAGACAUAAUAAUUACCCUUGGACAUUAUGGGCCUUGAUACUAAAAAUGUACAGUUGACCAUGACAACCGCAAUUUGCUUAAUACAAAACAUAGUUGUUUCUUCAGAUUCAUGUUGCCAACUUCACUCAAACUCUUCAAAUUCAUCCUUUAUAAAGUAAAUAAUGUUUCAGUAAAAAUACUCUCCUCCCACUCAUCCUAAUUAUAGAUAAGCAUAAAAAAAUUAGGGUAAUUGUCAUCUGCAAUGAUUCUGAGUAGAAGGUAAUAUAUAGUUAAUAUGUGCUAACCUUUCCUUCAGUUUAUAACCUGUUACUUAUUUGAUUAGUCACUUUGUACAUGGAUAUUGAAUGAUAAAAAAUACACUGGAAUAGCCCCAAAAAAUGAGUUGCUGCAUCAGUGUGCAAAAGGGAUCAAGUGUAAUAACAAAAACUGAAAAUGCAUUUGCCAGAAGAGGAAAAUCAUCUGAUAGCACUUAAGUCUAAGUACAGCAUCUUUGUAUAAUUCUGCUAAUUAGAACAUCAGUUUGGCUCAGUGUCCUGCCCUUGAAUGUACUAUUACCAAGUUAUUAUUUUUUUAAAAUAUUCUUGCUCUGGGAUACCCCUGUCCAAAUCCAACCCUUUGACAGAUAGAUACCUCCCCCUCCAUUGCUAACCUAGAAGCAAGUGAUUUAUGGAGAAAAAUAGUUUAAUGACAUCAGACUGUGUAAGCAAAAUACCUUAGAGGAUGAGAAUGGGAUUUAGGUCUCCUAUGUACAAUAUGUAUGGAUUUCUGCAGCCUGUCUUCUGAAGAAUUAAAGAUCUGACAGGAGAUAAGUUUUGGAAAACUGAUAAAGAUUGUAGUUCUAUUAUUAGAAGUUUUAUUAUUCAAUUCAUUGUUAAAGUAUAUCAAAUGUAACUAUCAAAGGGAUAGCUUCAUAGCACUGCCAAAGAGUGAAUAUAAAGAGUAAAUUCACCUUCCAGGUGAAUACAAUUUUGUGGUGUUUCUGUGAACUAUAGUUUAAUUUGAUGUAUGAAAUCUUACCUUCUACUUACAGGUAAAUACAGAUCUAGGUGCAGCUGGAAGAAAAAUCUAAAUUAAGACUAAAUAAUAAAAUGAAAAAGUAAGUUUUAAGUCCUAAUAGAAUUAUGACAAACUACUUUUGAAUUUCAUUUCUUCUUAAGGUUUACAGUUUAACUAAACUGUAUGUGCAGAAUCUAUAUUACAUUACAAAAACGAUAAAACUGAUUUAGAAAAAUAGAUAGAUAUGUAUUGGUCAUAAGCUGCCUUUGCAUGACACACUGAACCACAAACUAGUCAGUCAUAUAUAGCCUAGUGUAUAGUGCAAACCCAGCCCACUUGUCCAAUUUAUAGUGUAAUGUAUUUGUAAAUACAAGAAAUUUGGUUGGAUAAACCAUUGGUAACUUAACCUCAGUGUUUUGUGUAAACACAGUCAUAAAGUAAACAGUGCAUAAUAUUUGUAAGGAUAUGCAUUCAUAGUAGUUCCUUUAUACACUUGUGAACAAGACAUUUAUAAACAUAACAAAUCAAAAAAUGGUGUUUCAAAUAAAAAUUUCAGUGACAUCUACUGCAGUGUUGAUAUCUUCAAGCAAUGUGAGACACAAAUGUCUUAAAUCCUUACUGAUACAUAAUUAUUAUGCCUACAAGCCUGGCUUGUUUUUCUGGAAGGGUAGACAAACAGGAAAAAACUAGCUAAGAUACAGCCAAUGUAAAAGAACUGUCCUGGGAACUUGUAAACCAAGAGCCCCGUUCAGCCAUGAAAAGUGGGUGAAUGCAGUAUGCACAGAGAAAUCUUUACUGACGAAUUGCAGUUGAAAAAAUCAUAUGAUCACUUCUUUCAGAAUUUAGCUAAGACUGCCUGCAUAAAAAUGGUCCCUUUAGACAGACCUUUCUGUGUCCAAAUGUUUUUGUAUAGAUAUUAACAAAAAGUAACUUUAAAGCUAUUAAAUGUGUUCAUAAAUAUGCCAUGCUUUGAAAAGGUCUGCUGGAAAAUUUAAAAGUCAUUUGGUAGAAAAGCCAUUCAUCAGCAACUAGUGUAGAGGAAAAACAUUUCUUAAUAGCAGUGAUAUGUGUUGAUAAUUCAAAACGCAUCCAGCCUUUUUGGGAACAAUCUAGAAGUACUGAAAGUUGUAUGGUAUUAAGCCUGUCUCAUGAAAAACUAAAUGAUCUAUUAUAUACAGGUCAACUAUUUUCCUACUAAAAAAUCUGUAGGAAAAAAAAAUAAUCCCAGUUUUUACUGAUAGAAAUUGAACCUUACUAAUGAUUCUGAGACUUCAUUAGAGAUCAUUUAUUCUCAGGCUUACUUUCCAUUAGCUGCUGGUGGAGGGGAGGAAGUAAUCCUGUUAUUCAUGAAUGAUCCAGAUAGUUGUUAUUGCUAUCAAAGAAGCUGUGGGCAUGAAGAAGCUACCUGGGUAGAUUGUGUA